Molecule: messenger RNA, 4706 nt
Organism: Ostrea edulis (European flat oyster)
Lineage: Eukaryota; Metazoa; Mollusca; Bivalvia; Ostreida; Ostreidae
Exons: 4
Coding region: 835-2436 (533 amino acids)
Source: RefSeq, a predicted model, not a curated record
AUAAAUGUUUCUAAGGUAUGUGUUUCUUAGCUUAAAAUAAGAUUUACAUUGGAAAAGAAAAUGAGAAUUUCAUCCUCAAUCACACCAGUAUUGCAAGCAUUAUGUAACAUCUUUCAUUCAUUGUCAGAUGUGAAAUUAUAUCUACCACUUUCUAUUGCAAGUUUAUGUAUCUAAAGAACUUGAUCCCAUCAUAAUGGAUGUAGAUACCAUUAUUAUUUUUUUUUAAUUUUACAUAUAUUCAGUCUAAUUAGAGCUAGAUUCUUUGGUCCGCGCACGAUCUAGAUAUUUCGACUGAGAACAAAAUGAAUAAUAAUUAAUUCGUAUUCAUUUUGAUCUCAGUCGAAAUAUCUAGAGAUAUUUAUAUAUAAUUUGAGAACAACCAAAUCAAAUGGAUAAGAAUGACUAUGGUAGUUAAUUUAGAUAUUAGGCCUAAAGACCAGAAGAAAAUAUGAAUAAUUAAGAGAGAAAGAGAGAGAGAGAGAGAGAGAGAGAGAGAGAGAGAGAGAGAGUAGCAUGAUCAUUGUCUUCUAUGAAAAACCAAUUGACAUGUUUUGGUUUAUUUCAGCUCAUAAUAUGAUCAUGUACAUAUGUUUAUAUACGUCAUACUACACGAAGAAUCUCGAAUAAUAAAUGGAACAAAUUGUCCACAGCUAAGGGUACAAUAAGAACGAUAACUCUUGGUAACUACUAAACAAUUUUCUGUUUUGGUAUGGUUUAACAUAUGUACAGAAAUGCCUUAAAACGUUUAAAAUAAUGGACAUAACGUAGAUGUUGUAUCAAUCAUAAAUGUAGUUCUCUGUGUGAAUUAGGCUAAACAAGGAAAAACUUGCAUUCAUGGUAAGCUUGUUGCGGUUUAUCAAAAUGCGUACGUAUUGGAGGCGCAACUGGACCGGGAACUUCGUCGCACUGACAGCUGUGGGGAUAUUUAUCAUCACUUACGUAAAGCUUCUGCAAUACAACAAAGCCAGCUCCACCACAUUUAAUCUUGUGGCCAACCGUCAUCGCAGAAUCCGAGGGUUACACCAUAGUCACACUGACCGCAAGGGGAACUGGACCAACAAAUCAAGAAUGGCUGUUCAUGUGGUGGAGGAACACCAUCAGGUGAUCCCAAUUUGGAUGAAUGCAGUAAAGUCUGGAACUCUGAAACCACGUGACAACGUCUUGAUCCACAUUGAUGGUCACUCUGACAUGGCUCCACCCUUCUUUUUUCCGGGAUAUCCGGCAUUCCGAAUGCCAAGAGACAGCAGGGAAAUCAAUAUGUUGGUCCAACGCAAUGAUGCAUUUAUAGUUCAAUCCAUCAUGGCUGGUAUUUUGAAGAGAAUUAUCUGGGUGUGGCCUAAGUGGGACCAAGAAAACCAUCAAGCACUGUAUGAACAGGUGCGGGGAGGUGUAGGAAUGGCCACUGUCCGCUCAGGUGAGGCACUCAAAGAGAAAGUGUUCUGUACUUGCAUCAGAAAUCAGAGCAAUAUCAAGGAGUGCAGUUACUUUCCAUUUCCUCAUGAAGGACUUCUGAAUGUGGGAACGGAGCAGCCAUUAAAGCCUUCGUUGUGCACUAUCAAGAGAGAGUUCGUGUUGGAGUCUGUGAGAGAGGACGAGGCAGUUAGGAGGCUAUCCGGGUCCGGCUGGAUUCCGAAGCAAGACAGUGUCAUGCUGGACAUCGACCUGGAUUACUUUGGAUGUACACAUGUAUCACAGCCACUGGUGGACUCUGGAAUGUCUGUGGCAUUGUUAACCAUGAUGAACGGUGUCCUGUGGAAAUUGUUCUGUCCGAAAUCUGUGCAAGAAGAGCAGGAGACCGACAAAGUGUUAGUGAAAUCUCUAAAUCUUUUCCAGACUGCUCUAGAUUGUAAAUCAAAACCACAAGAUAAGCAAAAUUCAUACAAAAAGUGCAAAGAUAAAGCUCAAAGGGAGACAAGGGACAUGUUGAAACGCUUCCUCUGGUAUCAGGGGAAAAGGGUGUCCUGUGGAAAAAAGAGUAGAGAAUCGGAGAAUCUCCUUAACCAGCUGAUUGAUCUGUUCUUUGGACAUCUGAAUGCUAAACAGAUAUCCUUGCUGAAAAAGAUUGGCUUCUGUCUAACAACUACGCUCAACUCCUAUCUACCUCUGACUAACCCAGGAUUUCAAAUCUGCAUGGGGGCCAACACACCAACAGAUUCUGUGGUCCUCACACACAGACCGACCAAGAACGAGACAAUUCAGAGAACCUCCACACUGAUCAAGUUUCUGACGACCCUUAAAUCAAGGCAGCACAGACCACGCCUGAUAACAGUGUGUCGGUCAAUUCGUGAUGGCUACACUCCUAGGUUUUUGUACUAUUUGAUUGACCAUAGUGUGAUGAAAUCGUUAAAUAGUUGCUUUGGAAAUACAAAAGUGCAGUAUGACCCUUGGUUACUGGGAGGUAGACACGGUUGGCCGCACAGGCAUAAGUCAUUGUAAUAUUAAUAAGAAAUGUAUUGGACUAGAUGUUAGGUUGCUUCUGUGUAAUUGUGACUGUAAUUGUGAUAAAUGAUCGGUUUGAGUGGAGUGAAUUUGUCUUCAUGCAUGUUAUGUGUUCAUUUACAGAAUACUCUUUCUUUCAAGUCAAUAUUGUAUGUUGAAUUUAACUUCUCAUGUCUGCAACCUUGGUUUGAUUCUUGUCAUAAGCAGUGGUUACACAGUAUUACAUGGGAUAGGGUAUGGUGGUCGCCCACUCAGACACGAGAAUUUCCCCCGGGUACUUUGGUUUCCUUUCACACUGAUAACCCCCUCAUGCAAACAUCUGUGCAAAAACCACUGUAAGUACCGGAGCUUUUAUGGGUUGCCAUCAAGGUGUUUGUUAUAUAAGUAAAAAAAAAAAUUAUUUAUUUUUUAAUGACACUUUGGAAACUUAGCAAUUUGAUCAAUAUUUUACAUCCUUGAGAGUACACAUGUCGGUCUGCAAUUUAAUCGUGAUCAUACAUCUAUGUUCGUAUAUUGAAGGUUUAGUUUGCUGGCUUUUAAUUAUGUUUAAUUUGAUUGUAGAUAAUAUAGUUCAUCAUGGGAUGGUGUUUAUGUUAUGUUACUACUGCUCUUUUGAUAAGAACAUGGUAUGUGUACAGGUCUGGAGAGGUUCUGUAGCCAGGAACGUAUUAUCUGUAAUCAGAGUAUAAUUUUUGAAAUAAUCUGCGUGCAAUUUAUUUUGUUGAAAGUUUAAAUUGCUAUUGUAUGUAUCGCAUAAUAUUCAGAUCCAAGGGACCUAACCCAGGGAUAAGGGCAUGAUCAUUACUAUUGGAAUAUGUAUUUAUUGAUGUAAUUUGGAAUUAUUUAUUGAUCAUUGUGUGUUGUUGAGGCUCAAAUAUCAUUCAUGGUGAUCCCUUCCUACCAGUAGUAAAUUUAUUAAUUUCUGACCAAUGAUAUACAAUUAAAUUCAGUACUACGACAUAUAUAUCCAUUUCAGUUGUAAAUUAUUCCAUAUUGCAUUUGGUGUACCGUAUUAGGCAUUUAAUUUAUUGUUUAAUUUAUGAGUAACAACUGUAAUGCAUUAUCAGUAGACAAAGUUUUGAUACAUCAUGUGCAUCACCAGUCUGUGAUGGUUUAGUGGUAUUUAGUCGUACAUAGGAUUUAAAGUUUUCUAUGUCUGUUGCAAUAGAAAUUAAAAUCUCAUAGGAUCAAGAAUCAUCUACGUACAAGUUUGAGAAUGGAAUCGUGAUUGUGAAAUCCAGCAUAAAAUGGAAUUUCAAUUUCAAAUAUUCUAUUUCGAAUAUUCUAUUCGAAUAUAAAAUUGUUACUUGGAGAAUAAUUUGGACUGGACUAAGAUUUUUGAUUUAAAGAGAACACGGACUUUGCAUACAAGAGAAUAGGUAGUUUUCAUGUAGAUUGAUGAAGCAUUAGAGAAGUACAUUUUAUUGCAAAAUUUUGGGAAAUAAAAAUAAUUUUUAAGUAGAUGAAUUUAUCAAUUCAAGUUUCAAUGAAUGUUGUAACAAAUUUAUUAAAUGCUUGUACAUGCACAUGCCAUCUAUGUUAAAUGUUUUUAACUAGAUUAAUUUAAUUUAGGCCUCUUUGUGAUAAUUGUUCCUUGUUUAUGUGAAUCAAGAAUAAUUGUAUUUAAGAAAUGACGUAUUAUUGUACUAGAAUUUUAGUACAAGCCUUAACUCUGGUACUUGAAUUAAAGGGACAAAACUUCCCCACCUAAAUAAUAUACAUGUAGACAUGUCAUCGUAGGUAGAAAAUGACUGCCUUGCUUACAUCACUGUUAUUCUAGUAUGUAGUAGAAAUGCGUUAGAUUUACAACAUACAUGUAUAGGAUUCCGAGAGCCUUAGCUCACCUGGUUGAUGAGACUCCUCGGCAUUACUGCAAAUGUUGUUUCAAACUCAGUCUAAAUAAAUUCCUGUCCUGCAGAAUGGUUGUGAUGUUUUUGGAAUUAUUCCAAUCCAGGCAUUUCAAAACCUCAAAUUUUCAGUUCUGUUCAAUGUUUGUCAUAUUUGUGAAUUGUACACUUUGUUUUGAAAUAUAUAAUCCUAUCAGAUAAAUACAUGCAAAAUUGAUUCCUUGUAAUUAAAUGCAUAGGGUUUUCCAAAUAAAUUUUAUUUGAGACAUUGUUGAAUGUAUCUAAUUCACAUUUGCACCUUAUUUCAAUGUCAUUGAAUUUAAAAUGUUAUGUCCACAGGAGUUGUUUUUUAGGUUACAUCCCAAUGAGUACGAUUGCAUUUAUAAUGCAUGUAUAUUCAAAUAAAUAUUUGAAUUUUAA